Messenger RNA from Protopterus annectens (West African lungfish), 1502 nucleotides. RefSeq names its product nucleic acid binding protein 2 (gene NABP2). Lineage: Eukaryota; Metazoa; Chordata; Ceratodontiformes; Protopteridae. Gene Ontology annotation, cellular component: SOSS complex. The coding region runs from base 497 to 1114 and encodes 205 amino acids. Gene Ontology annotation, biological process: response to ionizing radiation; double-strand break repair via homologous recombination; mitotic cell cycle checkpoint signaling. The transcript has 7 exons. The record is from RefSeq and is a predicted model, not a curated record. Gene Ontology annotation, molecular function: DNA binding.
UUAGGAGGAGGUAGUGUAACAACGAUGUGGAUUUUACUGAUCUACAGCGGGACUUAUGAAUACCAUCUAAUAUGGCUGUUAAUUGUUCUUUUUUAUUUUUGCCGUCUUACAUAAUCGAGUAAAAUAAUUCCUUCUGCGUCUCAGACUACACUUUCAACACUUGGGUAUUAACAGGGAUAACAGAGAGUAUGGCCAGUUUGCGUUAUUAUUUACUGGUGGAGUUGUUUUUUUCAGGUUUUACAUGGAGCAGCAGUCUAUGCCUCUCUUGCACUGGUGGUUAGACGUCUUCAGAUGCAAACAUAAAAUAAUUCAUUUGUUAUUCGGUGUAGAGCAAUGAUCCAUAUGGAUUUUUUUUCAGACAGCGACUGGCUCAGAGUUACAAAGAAGGCGCCUGGAGAGUGAGAGAAUCACACUGUAAUUAAAAUAAGCAGUACACAGCCUUACCUGUCAGCAUUAACAUGUUUUAUUGGUUCUAGAAAUCUGGAGUUUCUGAAGGAUGACAACAGAGACUGCUGUGAAGGAUAUUAAACCUGGACUGAAGAACUUGAACGUCAUCUUCAUUGUGUUGGAAACAGGUCGUGUUACUAAAACAAAAGAUGGGCAUGAAGUGAGAACUUGUAAAGUUGCAGAUAAAACUGGUAGCAUUAAUAUAUCUGUUUGGGAUGAUGUGGGGAGCCUCAUACAGCCUGGUGAUAUCAUACGACUGACAAAGGGAUAUGCAUCUGUAUUUAAGGGCUGUUUGACUCUGUAUACUGGAAGAGGAGGGGACCUUCAGAAAAUUGGAGAAUUUUGCAUGGUUUACUCCGAAGUUCCAAAUUUCAGCGAGCCCAGUCCAGAGUAUGUGGCCCAGAUGGCUCAAAACAAGAAUGCUCAGAAUGAUGGGACAAGUUCAUCUAAUGGUCCGAAUGCUUCUGGUUCCUCUGGAAAUUCAGGUAAUGAUUCAAAUGGGAAUGGUAGCAGCCUUCCAGCCUCAGCAAACUCCAUCCAGCAACCACAGACACCCUCAUCAGCGAAUAAUGUCAGGAGCAGCACUCGCAGUCAAAUGAACCAUCAGCCUUCUGCCGCUAGUGUCAUAAGCAAUGGCAAAGAGCCAAGACGAACUACAAAGAGAUGACAGUUUGCAAUACUUGUGGUUUAUUCUUAUUUGCUAAUUUCUUUAAAAAAAAAAAAAAAAAGCACUUUUAAUAAACAGGAUUUGUGUGUGUGUAGGGAUACUUGCAACCUGCAGUCGCCUUUUGGAAAGGCAUGACGAGUACUCUGAGAGCUACUGUCCUCUGGUAAUACAUAGUUGUAAGGCACAGCUGUGGCUGUCAAGUAAAAGUUUGUUACUGCCAGACUUUCAGUGUCAGCAAUGCAUCAGCCUGCUCUUUGUGGUACUUAAGAUGGCAACCUAAUCAAAGAGCAGAGUACAACUGCCUCUACAUGUUUAUUGGUAUUAAGCAUAUGUUUUUUCUACACACGUCAUAGAUAUGGUUUCAAAAAUAAAUAUUUUUUUAAGCUUU